AUGCCGUUUAUCGGGAAGGAUUGGCGAGCACCGGGAGAAACAUGGGUAUGGUGCUCUAAUACCGAUGGAUGGGAACAAGUGAAAUUACGGCCAGUUCAGGUGGAAGAAACAAGUGAUGCAAAUCGAUCCUCAACGUGUAGUUCAGUGGUAAAAAUUAAGCGUAACACAUCUUCAGUGUCAUUAUCAAGUAAUGAUGAAAAUUGUUCUCGAUCAGACACUGAUGAUUCUGUUUCGGAUGGUGAUGACUGGAUCCCACACUGUUUUGUAAAGACUGGUAAAUCUAAAGAAUUUGUUGGAUGUACAAGUAUGAGUGAGGCAUUUCAUCGUUUGGAUCUAGCACGAGCCGUUAGCGAUGUCCGCAGAUUCAAUUAUAUCUGUAAAGUUGUUCAAAUUCUUGUCCAAGAAAAGUUACAAAAUUUGAGUGCAACUGCUCGAAAAGCUCUUCUUUCCAUCAUUAAGGCGAUUGUAUUGACAAGUGUUGAGAAAGAUCUUCACAUAUCCACUGCACGAUCUCUCGUUUCUGGUUUUGCUACGGGUCUCGAGGGUCAUUUAUACGGUUCACCUCAACUGGUUUCGAAACAAGUAGAAAUGAUUGGCGAUUUGCUGGAGCUUAUUUCUGAGCGACGACCUCGCACUUUGGCGGAUAGUGUCGAAGAAUCUGUGACAUUCAUGGAUUUGCCGAGAGAAAUCUUGUCUGUCAUCUUAAAAAAGCUUCCUGAUCACGUUUCACUGCUGGAAGUCGCUAAAGCAUAUGAAGUGUUAGAUGCUAUUGUCAAAAAAGAAGGACAGCUUUGGGCAUCUCUUUGCAAUUUUCAUUUCACACAGGAACAGAUCUCAAAAAUUAAACACGAUUCAAUUUCAUGGCGCCAUGCUUUUUUCGAGCUGAAAAAAUAUUAUGGUUUGCGGGAAUAUUAUGCUGAUUUGAUUCAUCUCUGCUGUCACUGCAAAGCCAUAUUCUGGAAAGAUCAUGGACAUCCAUGUAUUUCCAAGGAUGGACCUUCAGUGCGUGUGACCCCCCAACAGUUUGUUGACAUGCUACUAUUUCUGUAA
Thelazia callipaeda (thelaziosis nematode) is the source of this 1050-nucleotide messenger RNA. The record is from the annotation of a GenBank genome assembly. Lineage: Eukaryota; Metazoa; Nematoda; Chromadorea; Rhabditida; Thelaziidae.